AUGACACCUCCUCCAAGAUAUGUGUCACGUGUUUGCUCCAUAAUUUCUACGCUCAUGCCUCUGCUGACACUGUAAGGUUCUUCCACUACAGAUGAUAUUUUCUCCAGAAAGAUUUAGAAUUUCUUUUCCACACAGGUCUGCAUAUUGUAUUUGUAUACCUUGCUUGUAUGUCUAUGGAUACAGUUGCCUGAAUUAGUUUUCAAGUAAACUGAAUGAGUUUUUUGGCUAUGAGUUGAGAGGACACGCUUGCGCUUUUAACAAGACUAGGAGAGGACUUUCAGAGAAACGAUAGUGUCUCUGUUCUUUAUCUGGCUGCAAACUUCGGAUGCGUUGGGACCUCUUUCCUAUUGAGAUGCCAUCGUAAUGGAUCUCGCAUUGCCAGCCCACAAGUUGGAAAAUGAAUUGAUUAUCGUCUGGCUCCUAUUCUACCGAACUACGAACGGAAGUCAAAAUUAUUUGCAUAAUAUGAUAAAAAUUGACUCAAAGUAAAAGCCUUCCUCUAGACAGGCAUAUUUUAUUUAUCUACAUCUUCACUUUAACAGAUUGCUGCUGUUGUCUAUAUUUUUUGAGUCUCAAUGCAAACUCUGCCACUUUUAUUUGCAUCCGUAUGGCCAACAACAGGGCUACCUCCGCCCUUUGUCCACAAGACUGGGAAAAUUCUAGAUAUACGCCUUUGAAGAGAUGCAUCGAGGCAAGGUGCUAAGUUUACUCGAUUACCUUAUUGAAGGUGGGGAUGACUGAGAAGGCCACUAAAAGUUGUAUUUUUUCAGGAUUUAUUGGGUAAGAACUAGAAGGGAUUUUUUCCUUAGUUUCUAUUUCUGUAUGUGCUGUGGAACGAUCUAGGAGCAGGGACUGAGUCUUCUGAUAUUUAAAGGUGCAAUAGUUACUUCUUAAAUCACUUGAUAUGUGAAGAUGGAAAUAGUAGUGACAAGGAAUAAGCUGUGUUGUGGAAGGUUUAUUGCAGGCUCUGCAUGAUGUAUUUCUGAACACUCAGACCCCUUGCACUCACCGUGGUUUCAUGAAAAACUUCGUGUUUUCUUCAGACACAUUCCAGAUUCAUGUGUUGGUUGAUAAAUAUGCAGUAAAAUGAUCAUCUGUUCAUCUUUCUAAUGCAUACAUAUAGUAAGAAUUCAAUUUGACUAGUUUAGAUUCCUUAAUGUGUAGUGGUUCUAAAUAAACUCUUGUCUAAAUUGUGAAGUUUUCUCUUUUUUAAGAUAUGGGACAUGGUCAUUUGUCAAGUAUUGACACAAACUCAUGUUAUUGGAUACAAAGAAUAGAUAGGGGGAUUGGAGGGACAUAUGUACUUUUUACGUUUUUAACCAUCCACAUGGUAAAAUAUUUUCAACUAAGAAUGUUGAAGAUUUUUGGAGAGUUUGGUCUUCAUAGUCCAUAAAUUUUUGGCAAGUUUGUCAGGACUCCCCUAACAUAAUACGUGUUUGAACCCUAGUGACAAGUGCAAACACAUUCCACAGGUAUGCCUUACGGACGCAAGUUGAAACAACUGAUUACAGAUUCUUGAUUGACUCAUUAAAUCAUAGAAGAAGAUCAAGUAUCAACUCGUGAUUUCAGUUAGUUUUGAAAUUUUCGGUUGGCUGGUUCAAUACAUUAGUGCUCGCUUCUCAAGAAGACGUUAUAUUGAGGUGAUGAUUUAUUUUUUUCUGGCUGUAAUUAGGUUUUUCUACUUGAUUGUUCGAGGCACAUGAUAAUGACAUAAUAUUAUACCUAUGGAGGAAGGAAAUAAUAUAGUUGUGGUUGGCGCAAUCAUUUAUUUACUGGGAGAUGUUGAGGUUACUAGAGGCUUGCAGUCCUUGGGCAUUCCUUCUUUCUGGUGCCUAAGUCUACAGAUGUUUCUCUCUGAUAAUGGAAUUGCCUGCUAAAAUAUCUUCUUUUUUGAAAUAAUUGAGGUUCCACCAGGAUAUCUGUUUUACAGCUGAUUUCUAACCUCAAACUAUUCUUCCAUUUGAAUUAGCUGUUCUAUGGAUAUUUUUAACUGUCACUUUUCUAUGAUUUUUUAGGUACCUUGGUCACAUGGAUGCAUCUGUUACUUCAUUUGCUUUUAUUAUUGCUACGAUAUUGAUUUUACAAAGAGGGAGUCCUCGUUUUGCACAGCUAAGUAGCGCCAUGUUUGGGUUGUUCUACUGUGGUUAUCUUCCUUGUUUCUGGAUUAAGCUUCGUUGUGGUUUGGAAGUUCCUGCGUUGAACACCAGUAUGUAUCUUCCAACUUUUUGAUUGAGAAAAUGCACUUUCUACUUCUUCGUGCAUCCAAAUUAUGAAAGUAACUAGAACAUUUCGAUUUAGGUUUUUUUGAGAAUCACAUCUACCUUUGAGUUAGUUUCUGUGUACAUUUUUUUGAAGUAUGAAUAUUGUAGAAAUGAUAGAGAUGAAAAAUUGAUGGAUGCGACUGAUUGCUUAGUCAGGAGUAAGGGACCAUUUAUUCCAAUGAACCUCUUUAGAUUUUGGGCCCGCUCUUUUUUCCAAUGAACCUCUUUAGAUUAUUACGUAUUUUCUUCGAAGCUCUGUCUUGAGUAAAAAUGUGAAGGGACUCUGACAAAAGUGACUGAAGAACAAAUGGACGGAUCUAUGAAUUUGUAUUUAUUUCUCUGGUUGUCAUUUGAUUACACCAAUGACCAUCUCAUGCGAGUUGCAUGUUUUCUAUGCAAUGGGAUUGAAAAAAUGGUGUAGUUGCCGGAAGUAUACAGCAUUGGGUAAUGAUGAAGAUAGUCUUAAGGUCUGCCUAAUUCUUAUUAACGAAAAGAGUGAUCCAAUGUGGGAAGGUUGAUAAUAAGGCAGCUUGACAUUUUUAUGAUGCAGCUGUGCGGAUUCUCAUCUCCCUUGGCCACUGAUAAUCACCCACUGAUGUUUACAUGAAAUUUAUUUUUACCGCUGCUGCAACCUUCUGUCUGCCGCUGCCUACUGUUGCUCCGCUCAUGUUCUCUGGCAAGAGAGCAGGGUGUGGCAACGAAAGGCAGUGGGAGCCAGUGGCUUGGCAGGAGAGUUAGUUUUCUUUUUCCUAGGGUUUCUUCCCCCUUCUUCAUCUUUACCUUCUGUGUCUGCUAAAAGCCCCCAAUCUGGUCAAAAAUUGGAAGACUAAUUGAUACUUGAUUUCAUCAAUUUCUAACGGGAUAGGAUUUCCUCCCUUGAAAUGGAUUAAACAAACACCUUAUUAUGAUCUGACUCAGCUGACGUUUCUUAUUUUUAGAUAAUACUAUUUCCAUUAAAUCAGUCAAUUGUUCCUUUGACACUCUGCUGGCCUCAUUAUCUGUGAUUGGAAAAUAUUCAAUUGUUUUAAUUAGGAUAUAUUUUUCUGCCACUUGCGAUUUGAGCCUUUGCUUCUUCUGCUCAGUUUCUGCUGAAAAUGUGCCUUGGUCCUAACAUAGUCUCAAAUGGUAGUCUUUUUCCUUUUUACAAAAGAAACUUAGUUGUUGAUGAAACCUUAUGGCUAAAGGGCUAAGUCUACUGGCCACUCUCUGGACUAGCUAUUUGGCAUAAUUAAUUUUCAAAGUGGAAACAGAGAACUGAUCUGAAGUUGACUUUUCAUAGUGGGCUGUAGAUGGAGACAGGCAAAUGAUGCCAUCAAUAAAUAUUUUUUUGGUGUGGUUGAUUGCUAAUUUUAGUUAAUGCUUAAAUGCAUUAUCAUUUUGUAUGAAACUACAUUUUUUAAGUUUUAUGGCUUUUCACAAAACUAAGACUCUUUUCUUGAGGUACUUUCAAGGCCUAAUUUAUCCUUCAAUUGGACAGAAUUAGGAGCAGCUUGGCCAAUUCUUUUUGGCGGUCAGACUCACUGGACAGUUGGCCUUGUUGCAACUCUCAUUUGUGCCUGUGGCAUCAUAGCAGCUGAUACCUGUGCUUUUCUUGGUGGAAGGGUGCUCAUUUUUUUUAAUGCUUUGUCCUUCUUAAUAUUAUAACUGUCUAUUUCUUUGUGAAAUGAGAUCGCCUUCAGUUAUGAGCAAAUUUAUUUAUCUGCCAUAAGAAAUUUAUCAUAAUUGAUGGAUACUUGGCAUAAAAUUUUGGAAGUGAAGGCUUCAUUGGGUGUUACUUUGUUAUUGAGCAUUCUUUUAUUUCUCUUUUUGGAAGAGAUGAGCUAGCGGCCACCACUCUCCAAAAAGAAUGCAAGAAGAUACUGUGUUGUUACUGUGCAUUAUAUCUUUACUUUUUUACUAUUUCUAGAUUCGAAUCGUUUUUUUUAAUUCCUCAGUCCUGUAGCAACUAGUUCUUACAUUCAAAUCAACUCACAUGACAUGUGAAUAAAGCAUUAUAACAUUCUUCCACUUCAGCUGAAUUGACCACGUACUAUCUGCCAUCCUAAUGUACUUUUCUCACAGGUUCUCACAAAACCUGUGAGAACCACCACCUCUCAUUGUUGUUCUACUUGAUUAGGAAUAUCUGUAAGGGAUUUAAGAGAGAAAUCACGACUUUGAAGGUUUUGGGUGCCCUGGGAUGCACUUGCAUUCGAAAUCCCCUCAUCUAUAAUUCAACUCGAACUGUCUUAAGUCAUCUUGCACCAGUUGACCUGUGACUCUUGGUAUCGCAUCAAAUCUGUUUCGUCAUCAAGGAUCUGAAAAAGAUUCACCGGUUCAACAUUGCUUUACAUCUCAAAUCAUGUGCUUAAUUUAGAUUCAGUUGGGCCGUAGUGGCCUCCGUCUCUCUCCAGUCCCCUCUCUCCCACACACAUACUCCUGCGUACUUUGCCUCAAGAUUAGUCCUUGACAACCUGGUUUGAAGGGGAAGACAUGGUCUCAAGACCAGCCUUCAAGCACAUAUCAACUGGCAUCCUUGCAUAUUGUUUGCUAUGUAAUAUUCAAUCCAUAUGUGAUCUCGCUUCGCAACCCAUCCAUCCUCGCAUGUUUUUAUGCUUCCAUUCAAACUCCAUUAACCCUCUCUCAGUUCAUUUUUAACGUUCUUGCUAUCCAGUACAUUAAUUGGUUUCAGAUUAUAAGAGUGUUCGAUAACUGCAAAUUACUUAAAAAGGCAUAUAUUUGUUAACAAAUUUAAUGAUCUCAGUUUGACUACCGGUCAUUAAUCUCGUCAAACUGCUUUUUGAAUCUUUGAUCCAAGACAAUACUGGAUUCAUGGGUUGAUUCCUAGUAGAUUGAUUGCAUUGUUUGCCAUCUCCAUCGUCUACUGGUGAAAAGAUCCCAUACUAAAUGGAGUAUUCUUGGAGGUUGCCUUAUUUUGCUUAAAUUUCUUGGAACGUUCAUAGGUACUCUCAGUUAUCCUGGAAUCACAUUUUCCAGCUAACUUCUUUUACGUUGCUUUUGAGUAUGUCGCUAUAGAUCUGUUUUGGAAAAAGGAGUUCUGUUCGCUCCUUAUUUCUUACCUGUAGUAGAACAUAUGACAAAGAUGUCUUCUUCUUUCCUUGCUGAAAGUUACUAUUGCUUGACUCCCUGUGUCCACACAAUAGACUGGACAACCUGUAAAAUCUAAUUGGUAUAGUUAGUGUAGGGCGCUUGUCGUUUGAACUGUAUUGAUAAUAUGUCUUUUUCUUUCAGGCAUUUGGGCGAACACCACUCACAAAUGUUAGUCCUAAAAAGACCCGAGAAGGAGCUCUUGCUGGUCUCACUGGCUGUGUAGUCGUCUCAGUAGUGUUAUCAAAGAUCUUAUCUUGGCCUACAUCUUUGUUGAGGUAUUGUAUAGUUUGUUUACUUUCUUUUUACAGAAAUAAUAAACGUCCACCAAACUAUAAUAUGGAUGUCAUAGUCAUGUUGGUUACCCACUAAGAGAUUUGAUUUUUUUUCUCCUCAUCUCAUCGUAGAACGUAUCAACUUUCCUCCAAAUGUCUUUUCUUCUAAGUUUAUCAUUAUUAUUAUUUAAUUUUUUUGAUUUAUUUUUAAAGUAAGUUGAUAUGGGUUAGUAUUAAAUUCAGUCGUGAAUUGGGCUUUUUAUUUAACCUUUAAAAUUUAUUCUAUCUCAAUGCAAUCUGUAAUUAUGAACAUAAAAAAUGGAAAAUAUCUCUUAGAAUUCCGAUUUUGAAUUGAAUUUCUUCACAGGAAUUGCACAUUUCUUUUCAAAGUUAAAAGCAUUUCAACAUGAAAGAUCAUAAACUUGUGAUAUUUGGGAGUUUGAAGGAGAAAAAAUAAAUGAAGGACCGCCUAUCAUUAAAAGAUCGCAGUCAUCAGCAUAACCUUGUAAAAAUCACAGAGACAAGUGGGGAUGACUAUCCAUACUACUGCAAGAAUAAUCGAUGAACCCUAAAAGAUCAUGCAUCUGUUUGGCAUAAAUUCGACAUGAGGAUGAGCCAUGGAGGGUUGUGAAGCCUCCUCUCUCACAGUGAAGAUGCCACCGCCCAUCAAGCCCUCCGAGAGAUAAACCCUAACACGGAGCUCCACCAUGUCUCAACACCCCCUUCUUUUUCACCCAUACCUCGCCUUUUGAGCAUCCGGAGCGCAUACCAGAUGAAGAAGGCUCGUGGUUUCAUUUCCUAUCUUUAGCAUCUUUUGUGGAUAUCCUCUGCUUUGGUCGUCUUCGUUCGUACGCAUUGGAUCCUGAUUUGUGUGAUUUCUGGUAAUAUCACAUCAGCGCGUCGGCGUUUGGAGUGCUCACCUUCGUGGGGUCUUUAUUUGGGGACCUCAUCGAAUCUAUGAUCAAGCGUGAUGCCGGGGUCAAGGACUCUGGAUCUCUCAUCCCUGGACAUGGUAAGAUCCCUGGAUCAUUACAGAAUAUAACGCCGAGAAUCAUCUUUUUCUUAAUAUAAUAAUAAUUAUACUUAUUAUUAUUAUUAUUAUUUUGACCCCCUUCCCCAGCUUUUCUUCUCUUCUUUUCUUUUUUUUUUUGGUGGUGAAGAGAUGGUUCUUCUUGCAGGAGGGAUUCUUGACAGGGUGGACAGCUACUUGUUCACUGGGGCGCUGGCGUACUCCUUCGUCAAGGUCGGGUUGCCCCUCUGUGGCGUCUGA
Spirodela intermedia is the source of this 6890-nucleotide messenger RNA. Lineage: Eukaryota; Viridiplantae; Streptophyta; Magnoliopsida; Alismatales; Araceae. The record is from the annotation of a GenBank genome assembly.